UUUCAAAGACCCAUACACACGUCAUUAUCACAAAGCUAAGCCCCAUUUCUGCAAUUCUCUUCAACCUUCUCCACUUCUAAGCUCUCUUCCACUUCCACUACCUAGUCACACAAACGCACUAGAAGAACAAACACCCACCACUCCCUGCACUCAAAGUUCCUUUCUUUUCUCAAAUGGGGACCCGAAUCCCUUCGCACCAGCUCAGCAGUGGACUCUACGUGUCGGGUCGACCCGAGCAGCUCAAGGAGCGCCAGCCCACAAUGACUUCACGUGCCGUUCCGUACACCGGAGGCGACCCUAAAAAGUCCGGCGAGCUUGGAAAAAUGCUUGAAAUCCCCAGCGUCGAUCCUAAGCCUUCGCGUCCUUCUUCGUCCUCUCAGCACAAUAGUGGGUCAGUAAGAUCCGGGCCCAAUUCGGGUCCGGGAGGGAGGCUAAGCGGGUCGGGUCCCAUGUCGAGAAAGUCUUCCGGGUCGGGCCCAAUAGCGCUGCAGCCCACGGGCCUGAUAACGUCGGGCCCAGUAGGAUCCGGGCCAAUUGGGUCUCGGAGGUCGGGUCAGUUGGAGCAAAGCGGGUCGGUGGGGAAGGCGGUGUAUGGGUCGGCAGUGACGAGUCUGAGCGAGGAGGUGAAGGUGGGGUUUAGGGUUUCGAGGGCGGUGGUGUGGGUUUUCAUGGUGGUGGUCGCAAUGAGUUUGCUUGUUGGGGUAUUUCUGAUGGUGGCGGUGAAGAAAGCUGUGAUCUUGGUGGCUCUUGGAGCGAUUAUUGUGCCCGUUGUGCUUUUGAUCACUUGGAACUGUAUUUGGGGAAGACGAGGGCUUUUAGCGUUUGUCAAGAGAUACCCUGAUGCCGAGCUUAGAGGCGCCGUUGAUGGACAGUACGUUAAGGUUACCGGGGUUGUAACCUGUGGCAGUAUUCCUUUGGAGUCAUCCUACCAAAGAGUACCUAGAUGUGUAUAUGUCUCCACAGAAUUAUAUGAAUAUAAAGGAUUGGGUGGAAAAUCAGCAAAUCCUAAACAUCGUUGCUUCUCUUGGGGUUCUAGAUACUCUGAGAAAUACGUAGCAGACUUCUACAUAUCAGACUUCCAGUCUGGAUUAAGAGCAUUAGUGAAAGCAGGCUUUGGGGCCAAGGUUGCUCCUUUCGUGGAACCAACUACCGUGGUUGAUGUAACAAAGGAUAACAGAGAGCUAUCUCCAAAUUUCUUAGGCUGGCUUGCAGACCGCAAACUCUCUAGUGAUGAUCGGAUAAUGCGCCUCAAGGAAGGGUACAUCAAAGAAGGUAGCACAGUAAGUGUGAUGGGAGUUGUUCGUCGACAUGAUAACGUGCUCAUGAUUGUUCCUUCAGCAGAGCCUGUCUCAACAGGCUGCCAAUGGAUCCGCUGCCUUCUACCAACCUACGUAGAAGGUCUAAUCUUGACAUGCGAGGAUAGUCAAAACGCCGAUGUCAUUCCUGUUUAGUAUUUUCCGUUGCUUUCUUUUGUUUGGAAAUCUGUGUCACAAUACUGAAAUGAGGGAAACUGAUGAAAAAAUCCUAAACUACGGAAUCAGAGUAUUUUCCACGUGCAGGUUUGUCUGUAAAUUGGGUUGGAAGAAGAUGCAAAGCAGACUGCUAAGAUGGUCAUGAUAAGCAGAAUAUGAUUUGAUUAAUAUGACUCAAGGAUCCACAAGGCCAACUACAAGCACUUUGAGAAUUUCAUAUCAAUGUAUCCACGAAGUUGCAUUGUCCCUUUUUCUACUUAUUUAAUGUACAUAGGUAGAGGUGCCCGAAGGGGUUCAAAGUAGUUGCUAUGUUGUGUGUGAGUAAAAUCUGGCCGGAAUUUAGGUUUGUAGUUAGAUAUUAAUUGUCGAGUUUGGGUUAACUUGUAUUC
Molecule: messenger RNA, 1861 nt
Organism: Abrus precatorius (Indian licorice)
Lineage: Eukaryota; Viridiplantae; Streptophyta; Magnoliopsida; Fabales; Fabaceae
Exons: 4
Coding region: 174-1451 (425 amino acids)
Source: RefSeq, a predicted model, not a curated record